AUGGGGCCAAUCUACGAAAUAACCAGCCAUACCAAAAUCGAUUUCCGCAACAGCCGCAAGGUUCAGCAAACUCUUAAUUUCCAAAAAGAGACAAAGAAUUUCCAAAAGAAAACUGAGGUGUCCAUCAGAGAGUUGACCACAUCGAUCGAGAAAUUAACCUCUCAAGGGAAGUUGCCGUCACAAACAGAACCAAACCCUAGAAAAAAUGCAAAUGCAAUAAUGUUGCGAAGCGGAAAGGUACUGGAAUCGAUUCCUGAUAGGAAUCUUGCCCAAGAAAUCACCCAGGAAAAACCCAAAAAAAAUGAACAGGUCCGACCGAAGCCUCCAUUGCCUAAAAUUCAACCUCCAUUUCCAGAACGAUUCAACCGAUGUCGAAGAGGUAAAGAGGACAAGGAAAUUGUCAAAACAUUUAGGAAUGUCGAGAUCAAUAUUUCGCUGUUGGACACCAUCAAGCAAAUACCGAGGUAUGCUAAAUUUCUUAAAGAGCUUUGCACCAACAAGCGAAAAUUAACAGGUAAUGAAAGGGUGAAUGUUGGUGAGAAUGUAUCCGCAGUGUUACAACGGAAAAUGCCGGCAAAAUGCAAGGAUAGGGGCAUGUCUGUUGUGCAUCCAGAAGGAGUCCUUGAGGAUGUUCUGGUAAAAGUUAACGAUCUUAUUUUCCCUGUAGAUUUUUAUGUGAUCAAAAUGGAGGAGGAUAGCACUCCUGGAUCUUCAGAUCUCCUACUGGGUCGACCGUUCCUUAGUACAACUAGUACUAAAAUUGAUGUUCGAAGUGGAACUCUCACGAUGGAGUUCGAUGGGGAGAUCGUAAAGUUUAAUGUCUACGAUGCCAUUAGCCAUCCAACCGAAAUCUUGAGCGCACCAGAGCUGGAGUUAGAACCCCCAGGAAAGGCUAGGAAAUUAGACAACCAAGAGUUAGAAGAAAUUCACAAUGAUGCCUACGAGAAUGCUCACAUUUAUAAAGACAAAACAGAGUUGUUUCACGCUAAGAGAAUAGCUCAAAAGCGUUUUUCGGUAGGACAAAAAGUUUUACUUCAUAACCCCGUGUUAAAGUUAUUCCCAGGUAAGCUUCGAUCACGAUGGCAAGAACCUUUUAUUGUUACUAAAGUGUUCACACAUGGAGCGGUUGAAAUAGAGAGUGAAGAAUCUGGAAAGCAGUUCGUAGUCAAUGGCCAGCGGUUGAAGCCAUUUUAUGAGAAUUUUCAAGCCCACACGGUUGAUGAAAUCCAUUUGGAACCACCAUAG
Gossypium raimondii (Peruvian cotton) is the source of this 1245-nucleotide messenger RNA. RefSeq lists its product as uncharacterized. Lineage: Eukaryota; Viridiplantae; Streptophyta; Magnoliopsida; Malvales; Malvaceae. The transcript is spliced from 4 exons. Bases 1 to 1245 code for a protein of 414 amino acids. The record is from RefSeq and is a predicted model, not a curated record.